Molecule: messenger RNA, 2694 nt
Organism: Lymnaea stagnalis (great pond snail)
Lineage: Eukaryota; Metazoa; Mollusca; Gastropoda; Lymnaeidae
Source: the annotation of a GenBank genome assembly
AUGUUUUUAAUAAACUUUUGUUCAAAGCUUGGUCCCCAAUCCUGUGGCAAGACAAGCUUGGUGAAACUACUGGCUCAGCUGACUGGGCACCCACUUGUUGUGCUGCCAAUGAACAGCUCUAUGGAUACAACAGAACUUCUUGGAGGUUUUGAGCAGGUUGGUUUUGUUGUGCUGUCUCUUCUCUUUAUUGUUGUACAUUUGUUUAUUGUAAAUAAUUUUUUAUCUUUUUGGCAGGAUUACAGUCAUCAAGUAGAUAGUCUUUAGCAGUCUUUAGCAUCUAGUAAAAGUACAAAGUGGGUCAAACAUUUUACAUGUUACAUCAAGUAGAUUGAAUUGAGAUAUAAAUUUAGAUAAAUUGCAACAUCACAUUAACAUGGUAACCACUGUUGAGCAUCAUAAAAAUCCACACAAAUAAAAUGUAUAGGUACAGUAAGAAUGAUAACAUACACCAGUUAAUCAUUGUUCAAAAGUUAAUUAUUUUUAAAAUAAUUUAAAUUAACAAAAGAUUAGUCAAAAUAAAUGUAAGAUUAAAAAUGGGUUACUUAUAAAUUAUUUCUGAUGCUUGUAAAGCUUGUAUAAUUAUUCUAUUAUUAUAAUUAUUAUUAGUAUUAUUAUUUUUUUGCAAACCAAUGUUUUGUAUUUGUAGCCCAUUGUCAGAAAAAUGUUCUUAGUGAAGUCUUUGUCCAUAUUUUAUUAUAUCUGCGAAUUGCUCUCUUUAUAGAUAAAAUUGAAAAUACUUUUUAUGGUUAUAGCCACUUCAAUAUUUUAUAAAUAUAUUGUUAUGCUAAAUUAUAGAAGAGUAAAAUCUUGUCCAAAUGAUAUUUAUUUUUAUCUAGUUUAUCAUUUUUGAAUGAGUUUUUGUAAAAAUGUAAAAAAAUGUUUGAUCAUUUUGAUAUUCUUAAUGUUGGUGUACUUACUAUCAUACAUUUAUCGAUUUGAGUAAGACCAGUUAUUUACUUGUUCAUGUUCAAGAAAGCAUCCACUUAAUUUACAUGAUGAGUGUCUGACAGCCCCCUUCCUCCGAGUUGUAAUUUAUGAUUGUCUCACACUGUGGAGCCACGCUGUCGUUGUGUAUACUGUCUGACACGCUGUCGUAGCGCUCCCUCAGUGAGGUGGUCCUGACAUGGUUGGGGGUGAACUGCGGGGUGAACUGGAAGUUUUCAUUAUGAAAGCCUAUGCCCCCGCUUGCCCUGUGCAUGUUGUUGAUCUCCUGCCGUAUAGCCUCACCUGAUCUGGAGGUGGUCAUGGGUAUGGCGUUUGUGUACACAUCUUUGGUAACCUUUUCUCCCUUUGCUGUGUCGUAGUAGAUAAUUCCACAGAAAAUGGGUGUCGUGAUGGGAUGUGUCCAUGCCACAAUCAUGAGGAGCCUGUAAAUGUGUGGGGGCUGCUUGUAGUGUACAUCAAACAGUGUCAGCAGAAACAGUGGGUACCAGCAGAGCACAAAGGAAACGACCAUGCCCAUCAUGAUGGAGAUGCGCCGCAGGUAGCGGCGUGACUGGAGGAGGGCCUUUUGUGAAGCCAGGUCAUCGAACUCGUAGUGGACCUCUUCACUCUGGUCAUUGUACAUGGCGUUAUUGGGACUCAAGGAAGAUAAGGACUUGUGGAGGAAUGUCCACUUGCGGCUGUUUGCGCUUGAGCGGAGUUUUUUGUAGAAGUGAAAGAAACUGAUUGCGGCCACAAUGACGGCCCCCGUGACAAGAAUUACCCACAGGGCGUGUAUGACAUAAUUUUUAGUGACCCCAUAGCGAUAAACACAGUUUCCUACAUCUUUGCUGUACUCUGAACUGCCAGGUAAGAAGGCGACCCCAAGGUGGAGAAGUACUGUUGUAAACCAAAUAAUGACAACGCCGAAAGCUAUGCAGCAGCCAUCACCAUUUUUGUGAUAGUUUCUUCUUGUUGAAAAUGAACACUGGUAUUCUUCAUUGAUUAACAAAGCUAGCAAGUUGUACGCAGACACUGUCAUGAGCAGAAUAUACCCAGCUCCCAGGACAUCACAAUGGGGAAUGUCGGCACCAAGCAGAAGGCUGUACCCGAAGGGAAUGCAAAAUCCAGACUUGACGGCAUCCAGAAGACAGUGGUGGAACAGAAAUGCCGAUGACAUCUGUCUGAAUGUUGGACAUAUCAGUGUGACAGUCAUGGCAAAUAUAUUCCCCAGGCCUCCCGCCACUGCCACGAUAAACAGGAGAGCUCCCUCUGCUGUUGAGUGCAGGCUGUAGUUGGAUGUGUUGCCAUAGAGCAUUCCGCUGUCAUCAUACAAGUUGUUCUCCAGUAAAGUGUAAGCUGCCUUCAUGAUGUGUCACUUUCCCAGCUAUUUCCCCAGUGCUUCAGUGCAUUCUCAGCAAUGUUAAAGUGUCAGUUGGAAAUACUCAUUAUGAUUUAGGAUUUCCUGUUGACAGAAGAGGAAAAAUACAUUUAAUUAAUGGUGUGUCCAUUAUGUUAGCAUAUAGUAAAACAAAAAGAAUUUUUUGAAAUAAUGAUAAUAAUAUAAUUGCUUGGACUAUUCUUUAAGUCUGCUUUUAACAUGUAUUUUUUAGUCUGAUGUGUGGAGACAUAUUGCUGAAGUGGCAUCACAAGUUCAAAUUGCUGUUAGACAAGUAGAAAGACAAUGUAUUAUUGAUGAAGAUCCAAGACAAACAAUGAAGGUUCAGAGCUUAGAAAGAGACUGGGCUGAAUAUACAAGUCUGUCCACAUCAG